Molecule: messenger RNA, 865 nt
Organism: Cucurbita moschata (crookneck pumpkin)
Lineage: Eukaryota; Viridiplantae; Streptophyta; Magnoliopsida; Cucurbitales; Cucurbitaceae
Product: iron-sulfur cluster assembly protein 1-like
Exons: 3
Coding region: 97-609 (170 amino acids)
Biological process (GO): iron-sulfur cluster assembly; intracellular iron ion homeostasis
Cellular component (GO): cytoplasm; mitochondrial matrix
Molecular function (GO): 2 iron, 2 sulfur cluster binding; ferrous iron binding
Source: RefSeq, a predicted model, not a curated record
AAUUUCUUAUUAUGCUCUGUAAUCGUGUUAGAUUAGAAAAAAACAAUUGGAAAACCAGUCUCCCGAAUUCCUGGAGAGAGAGAGAAAUCGGUGAGGAUGUUGAGUUUCAGUUCGAAGAGGCUUCUAGGGAUUGUGUCUAGGGAUUUUUCGUCGCCGGCCGUUCAAAUCUUCCCGCGAUUUUACCACGAGAGGGUUAUUGAUCACUACAGUAACCCUCGAAACGUUGGAUCGUUUGAUAAGAACGAUCCGACGGUCGGCACGGGCCUUGUCGGUGCGCCCGCCUGUGGCGAUGUUAUGAAGCUUCAGAUCAAGGUUGAUGAGAAGACUGGUAAGGUUGUUGAUGCUUGCUUCAAGACGUUUGGCUGCGGUUCCGCGAUUGCUUCCUCGUCGUUGGCUACAGAAAUGGUGAAAGGGAAGCAUAUGGAAGAAGCCUUAACCAUUAAAAAUUCGGAAAUUGCUAAACAUCUCUCCCUACCGCCUGUUAAGUUGCACUGUAGCAUGCUUGCCGAAGACGCUAUUAAGGCUGCUGUUAAAGAUUAUGAAGCCAAGCGUGCCAAAUUGAUGGGUGAUGCUGAAACUCCCCCCGCGGAUAAGGCCUCGAACGCUUAGCCAAGUAAUGGUUGUAAAUGAUGUAAAAACUAUUAUAGUCAAUAUUUGUAGUCCAAGGUUUUUAAUAAUCACCUUAGUUUACUUUCAAUGUUCUCUUUGAUUUCCCCCCUUCCAGGGAACUGGAAGCAAGUGUUAGACCAUUGGAUUACAGGUUCGGACUGCAGUUUUGAUUCUAUCACGUCGAUUUUCGUUGUUUUUCAAAUAAUCUCUGAAAUUAAUGUGGCCUUUUGAUUGAGUACUAUGCUUCUGCUGAUGA